Chaetomium fimeti is the source of this 1145-nucleotide messenger RNA. RefSeq lists its product as uncharacterized. The coding region runs from base 1 to 1071 and encodes 356 amino acids. Lineage: Eukaryota; Fungi; Ascomycota; Sordariomycetes; Sordariales; Chaetomiaceae. The record is from RefSeq and is a predicted model, not a curated record. The transcript has 2 exons.
AUGUCUGCUCAACUCCAGGACACGGCUGCCUGGGAAGCGAGUUGGCCGGGCAUCUUAACCAAACAAAUCCUCCACCGCGUCCCCCGUAUCCCAUCGCGUACUACCCUCCAAGGCAAGACAGCCCUUGUCACGGGUGGCAGCUCUGGCCUCGGCUUCGAGUGCGGCCGCCAGCUCCUCCAAUGCAGGCUGAGCCACCUCGUCAUCACGACCCGAUCGCAGACGCGAGGCGAUGCCGCAGCGGCCAAACUGCGCAGCGAGUUUCCCGGUGCCAAGGUCGAUGUCUGGCUACUGGACAUGGCGUCCGAGUCGUAUAACUCGGUGCUGGAAUUCGUUUCGCGCUGUCGCAGUGAGCUGGACCUCCCCAACUUUCAUAUUGCUAUCCUCAAUGCCGGGCUAGGCAAACAGGCCUUUGAGCGAUGCGAUGGUGAGGGUGGCCGCGAGGUCACUCUACAGGUCAACUACCUCGCAACCGUUCUCCUCGCCAUCCACCUCAUCCCUUUGCUCAAGGUCCCGCCCCAAUCUCCAGCCUCUGCAGCCUCUCCUACCACAGACCCGGCCCGACUGACUAUGGUCACCUCUGGGACCAUUUUCUGGGCCAAUACGGAUGAGAGACUCGACGAGGGCAUCUUCGACGCUAUGGAUUCUGCCCAAGACUUCGAUGGAAUGGAACAAUACAAGAAGACGAAGUUGAUGCUCACCAUGUUCGUCUCCAAACUGGCCGAGAUUGUCAGCGAGGAGGACGUCAUUGUCAACGUUGUCAACCCCAGCGCCGUUCGAGGAACGGCCCUCAUGCGGGAGGCCAGCGCCUUCAAGCGCAUGGCCAUCUACCUUUACUGCAUGGCCGUGGGGCGCAACGUCGUCGACGGGGCAAGACAGUAUCUCCACGCGUCGCUCGUCUUCGGACCGGAGAGUCAUGGCUCCUUUGGAGAUUGGCAGAUCAGACCAUACCCCCCUUACAUGUACACAGAAGCCGGAAAGAAGUUUACCAACAGGUUGUGGAACGAAACACGACGGGAGCUUCGAGACAAGGGUGUUGAGGCAAUCUUGAUGUCGAUCGAUCAGACGUCUUGAGGAAUGAUUCAUCAGGUUAUCGCUUCAUGGAUCGGCCGAGGAGUGUGCCGAGAGGAAUUGGGCUUGCUCGUUCA